Messenger RNA from Microstroma glucosiphilum, 2080 nucleotides. RefSeq names its product ALDH-like protein. Gene Ontology annotation, molecular function: aldehyde dehydrogenase (NAD+) activity. Lineage: Eukaryota; Fungi; Basidiomycota; Exobasidiomycetes; Microstromatales; Microstromataceae. The record is from RefSeq and is a predicted model, not a curated record. The transcript is spliced from 4 exons. Bases 35 to 1912 code for a protein of 625 amino acids.
UCCCUCCUCUUCUUCCUUCUGCAGACUACUCACCAUGGAGCGUCUUUUCGACUCGCCGGACGGGUCACCAUGGCAUCCUCAGGCCACCAUUCUCGGAGCCGACGUCAGACUUCUUCUUCCCACCCUCAUCGUCUCUCUUGCAGCCUACAUCCUUCCCAAGCUCAUCGCCCCUAAUCAAGAGAAGCCCGUCUUGGUAUACCACCCAAUUCCGCCACAAGUUCAGCCAGGGUGGAAGGGAAAGAUACUCGACACGACUGAGGUACUUGCCCAGGGCGACAAGGCGGGUACGCAGAUUCGAUCCUUUGAUCCCUCCACCGGCUAUCAUCUCGGGACCUUCGAGGCCGACACCACAGACAGCAUCGACAGGAAGCUGCAGGAGGCUACUGUAGCCGCAGAGAGCUAUCAGCACAGCAGCUGGACCAUCAGGAGGAAGUUGUUGAAGAGUAUCGGUGAAUGGGUCAUCAACGACCAAGAUAUCAUCGUUCGGGUAGCCUGCCGCGAUUCUGGAAAGACAGCUGUAGAUGCAUUCUUUGGAGAGAUCUUGACCACUUCAUCAAAGGUGAAAUUUCUCAUCGAGUCGGCAGAGAAGACGUUGCGCCCACAGUCGAGGCCCAAUGGGAAUCUGCUCAUUGCUCACAAGAAGUCGACUGUGCAUUGGAAGCCUCUGGGCGUACUGCUAGCAAGCGUCAGCUGGAAUUACCCAUUCCACAACAUUCUAGGCCCUAUCUUGGCCGCCUUAGCCUCGGGGAAUGCUGUCAUUGUCAAGCCAAGUGAGAACGUUGCGUUUUCCACAACGUACUAUGUGCAAUGUCUCCACCGUAUCCUCGAGGCUUUGAAGCUUCCCACCAGUCUCGUCACCCUCGUCCUGGUCCAUCCUCCUCUGGCUCCUUAUCUGACCAAGCACCCCCUCAUUAAGCACAUCACCUUCAUUGGAAGUGAGGGAGUCGGCAGAAAGGUCAUGGUGGACGCCGCUGCUAAUCUCACGCCCGUUACACUCGAACUUGGCGGCAAGGACCCGGCCGUCCUUCUCAAGUCGACAAAGGUCAAAGAUAUCGCCAGUGUCUGUAUGCGAGCCGUCUUUCAGUCUGCUGGCCAGAACUGUAUCGGCAUAGAGCGUUUUGUUGUCCACGAGUCUCUCGUAGAACAGUUGCUUGCCAUCAUUGUCCCGCGGGCAGAAAAGCUGCAGUGUGGAUCGUGGCUAGAGGACACGCCCAAGGGAAGAUGGGAGGGAGUCGCUUCAAAGGGCGCUGGGGACGAGCGUGUGGACUUCGGAGCAAUGAUCAGUAAUGUCGGUUUUGACAGGCUCGAGGGACUAAUCAAGGAUGCUGUCAAGCGAGGCGCUACUAUUCACACAGGGGGACAGAGGCUCUCGCAUCCCAAGUGGCCAGCAGGUCACUACUUUCAACCCACGGUCAUCUCUGGUGUCACGGCUGACAUGCCCAUUGCCCAGACGGAGCUCUUUGCACCCGUUUUCCUCAUCUUGGCCUUCAAGGAGACGCAAGAAGCUGUUGAUAUCGCCAAUGGGACCAGUAUGGGAUUGGGAUCUUCAGUCUUUGGUAACGACAAGAGGGAGAUUGACUUUGUCAAAAGUCGGAUGGUCAGUGGGAUGGUCAAUGUCAACGAUUUCGCUGUCAGCUAUCUCAAUCAGGCUCUGCCCUUCGGUGGCACCAAGAGCUCUGGCUUCGGCCGUUUCGCCGGUCCCGAGGGGCUACAAGCUCUCUGCUAUCCUCAAGCGCUAGUGGAGGACCGCUUCUUUUCCCUGAUCAGGACGAGCAUCCCAGCGCCCGUGGAUUAUCCCGUCGGACCGGAGAGCUACGGCUUUGUGGGUGGGUUGCACCACUUUGCCUUUGCCAGGGACUUGGCGACGAGGGCGAGGGGGCUGUGGAGUGUGAUUAUAGAGGCGGUGCGGUGACGUGGUGUUCAUGAUAUGGGAUCCUCGUCGUCGUCAACAAUGGUAUACAAUCAACGCACGAUUGCGUUUCAUCAAUGCAAACUCUUUGGUCACUGACUUCAGUAUCAAUGUGACCCAUCCGGGCGAUCUAUGUUUACGCGGAGUGUGGCAAAACAUGCGCAUGCCCCU